UAUAAAGUAAUGGUAGCUUCAAUUUGAACGCAAAGCCAUUACGUCCACAAUCGAGAGAACCAAUCGAAGACCCCAGAUGCGAGUACCAGAAAUUACAGCAACGUUAUACGUACUCUAAAGUUUCUCGCGGAGGAGGCCAGUAUUCCCCGGUGAAUGAAGUGUCGGUUAACACGAUCGAGUGUUAAAAGAUCUCACGAAGCCGAAGCGAAGACUGCGCACGCAGUCCGCGCGUGUAUUGCAACCACCCUUCCUUAGGUUCAGUUUACCCUUGCAGCACAGUUGAAACCCAAAGUUUCGCUCGUGCAGGAUCAGUCUCUCACUGGUCAGCGCAAAGAGACAAGAAAUGACACAUGUCAAAAGUCCGUAACCGCGCGAAACACUCGAAAACACCGGGAGCAACGUGUUCACCGUAACGAUGAACGUUUCGCGGCGAAACUACGGUAAGAUCGCGAAACGUUGUUUUCCUUGUUCCGGAUGCGAAUCUCUUCCUCAUUUCUAUGAAUGUAUACGUCAUUUUGUGAAGUAAUACCACGAAAACAGCUGGAACAAUGUACGGCAUGCUAUUGGAGAGUGUGCAGCACUUCGUGCAGUUAGAAUAUGGCGAAGAUAUGUGGGUUCAGGUUGUGGAAAAAGCUGAGUGUAAACAUAUCGUUUUCAAUACACGACAAAUAUAUCCUGACGAGCUUAUGACAAAUUUAGCUGCUGCAUUGGCGGCAUUAAAUGGCGAGUCCGUUGAUGAUGUGAUGCAAUUUUUUGGAAAAUGUUUCGUCAGGUUCUUUAGUAACUUAGGGUAUGCUUGCAUGAUAAAAACAACGGGUCGUUAUUUCUGCGACUUUUUACAAAGUGUCGAUAAUAUUCACAUGCAAAUGAGAUUUACAUACCCAAAAAUGAAGAGUCCUUCUAUGUACAUUACGCAUAUCGACGCAGAGGGUGUAGUGUUAGUGUAUCGAAGUACUAGAAAGGGUUUCACACAUUAUCUUAUGGGUCAACUAUUCCAAAUAGCAAAAGAAUUAUACGAAAUUGAUUUAGACAUAAAAGUACUAGGUAGUUCAAAUAAUAUACCUGGGUCCAGGAGUGUAAUGGUUAAAUUUAGAAUUAACUUUGACAAUAGCGAAUAUAUCGCAAAAAACAACAGAAUGAAAACCCCUUUAAGCCGCGAAUUACCACCAGUGUCGUGUACAUUUAUUUUACGACUUUUCCCGUUCGGAGUUGUGAUAAACAAAGACAUGAGAAUAUUGGGAGCUGGUGAUAAACUUCUACAAGCUUGGGGUGGCAGUUCACCCAUUCGCAAUAAACACAUCACUGAAAUAUUUAAACUGCGGAGGCCUAAAGGAAUAUCUUUUACUUGGGGAAAUGUAAUGUAUUUACAUUCAGUAAUGUUUGAACUAGAACUGAUAAGAUUGAACGAAGAUAUAUCACAAAAUUCAAACCUUACUGCAACUACAAGUUCUGGACUAGAUAGACGAGGGAGUCAAGGAGUUAGGAGUAUCUUGUUAAAAGGUCAAAUGAGAUACAUUGAUGACAUCAAGGCAAUCAUUUUCCUUUGUAGUCCCUUAAUUAACAGUCUAGACGAAUUACUCAAUAUGGGCCUCUACCUGAACGAUUUAAAUCCGCACGGCUUGAGUCGAGAGUUAGUUCUCGCUGGAUGGCAACAUUGUGGAAGAUUGGAAAUGAUGUUCGAACGAGCAGAACAGAGAUCAACUGAAUUAGAACACAGUUACGCGCUUCUGGAUCGAUGGAAGAACAAAAGCGAUGAACUCUUGUAUUCUAUGAUACCUCAAACGGUUGCCGACAGAUUGCGUGCUGGUGUUAGUCCUCUGAGCACAUGUGAGUCAUUUGAGUCCAUAACAGUUCUAUUUUGCGAACUGUGCGACUUUGAUUAUUCGACAAUUGAAGGUGCAAUGGACAUCGUUUCGUCAAUGAACGCUGUUUUCUCCUGUUUCGAUUCACUAAUGGACGAAUUUAAUGUAUACAAGGUGGAAACAGUUGGUCGAGUUUAUAUGGCUGCUAGCGGUGCACCUGACAGAACUGAACAUCAUGCACAAAAUAUUGCUGACUUUUCAUUGCAGUUAUUAAAACAUGUGCGAUCUCUUAAGUUACCUUCUGGUCUUGAUAUUCAAAUUCGUAUAGGUAUUCAUUCCGGACCAGCUGUAGCAGGUAUCGUUGGCAUCAAAGUACCUAGAUACUGUUUUUUCGGCGAUACUGUCAACACCGCUUCUAGGAUGCAAACAACUAGCUCACCGGGAAGAAUAAACAUUUCAGCAGACGCUAAAGCACUACUACCUCAAGAUCGCUAUCAAGUUCAAUCUCGUGGAUUAAUUUGGGUCAAGGGAAAAGGUAAUAUGGAAACGUAUUGGUUGUCCGAGAAAGAAGAAACAAAUAAUAAAUCAGUCGAAGAAGUUGUUCAACCUAAACGACUUCUGAUCACCGAUAUUUAAAGGUCUAACUAAACCAUUGAAUCUAGUAACUACUAGACAUUUUACCAGACUCUGAUAAAAUGUCGGACCAAAUGUAAAUUGACUUUGGGGGCCUCGUGCGUCGAAAUCGAGAAACUGCAGCGAUCCUUGUCUCUUUCGCGUUGCUCCGCACAGGAGAGACAAGGACAGCAACAAUUUCGCCAAUCCAAGAUUUCGAAGCGAAGUAGCAAUAUUUUCUUACGCUUUCUUUCGCAAAAUAUUCUUCGUACAAUUGUGCGGGCCGACACAGAGCCCGAUUUUGUGAUUCGGCUCUUGAAACUUGAUAAAAAUGAAAAUAUAUUUUUAUAACAUUUCGAGAGGCAAAUUGCAAAAGGCUCUGUGUCGACCUGCGUAAUUGUACGAAGAUUUUGAAAAAGAAAGCUCGAGAAAAUAUUACUUCUUCGUUUUGAGAUCUUAUGUCAAAGAAAUUGCUGUCCUUGCUUUUUAUUGUAGGAAAGAGGAGGAUUGCUGAAGUUUCUCAGUUUCCCCGGCAGAUGUCCCUAAUUCGGUGUACUAAAAUUUGAGCCAUGCAGGGGCCAAUGCGACCUUUUGAUCUCUUCUGUUAUUUUAGUGUCACAGUAUUCAAUUACAAAUAGAACAGAAAAGAAAGAAAAUAAAUAGCACUUGUGUGCUCCUAGUUUUGCAGUUUUUAAAAAUCUUCAUUUUGAAGAUUCAUCAAAAAGGAUUUCCAAGAUCUCAACAAAUGGAAACUUUCUCUUUCUGUUAACUAAAUAAUUCGUUAUAUUUAAUUUUUAUAAGUAGACUUUUUAACGAGCAAUCGCGAGUGUUAAAUGUAGCACAUUUUUCGUUGUAUAUAUGUAUUUCUUUAGUACUUGUGAGAGAAUCAGAUUCUCCCUUCACAAUUUGUUGUAGAUUAUUUAAAGACUUGUAUUUAUUGAUUUUUAAUUUUAAAUGACAUAGUCGACUGAAAUAAUUUUAUUAGGUAUAAAAUAUGCGUUGUAGA
Molecule: messenger RNA, 3420 nt
Organism: Megachile rotundata (alfalfa leafcutting bee)
Lineage: Eukaryota; Metazoa; Arthropoda; Insecta; Hymenoptera; Megachilidae
Product: soluble guanylate cyclase 89Db-like
Biological process (GO): response to oxygen levels; cGMP biosynthetic process
Cellular component (GO): guanylate cyclase complex, soluble
Molecular function (GO): guanylate cyclase activity; heme binding
Source: RefSeq, a predicted model, not a curated record